Phragmites australis (common reed) is the source of this 1479-nucleotide messenger RNA. RefSeq lists its product as uncharacterized. The transcript has a single exon. The record is from RefSeq and is a predicted model, not a curated record. Lineage: Eukaryota; Viridiplantae; Streptophyta; Magnoliopsida; Poales; Poaceae. Bases 327 to 1193 code for a protein of 288 amino acids.
CGAAAAGAUUCUCCCUCCCUACCAUCGCAUCCGCCCAAACGCACGCGCGCGCACGCCUGCAGCUGCCGCGUAGCCAGCCAAGCCAAUCUCGAUCGCUUAAACAAAACCCACCCAAAUUUAAGCAAUCCCGAUCCAUAAGGGCACCAGACGAAAAGGGUGGCAGGUGCGUGUGCGGCCGUUGGAAAUUUCGCUUCGCAGCAGCGUCCGCCUCGUCGUCUCCUCCUCCUCCUCCUCCCCCCCUUCGUCAAUCCAUCCAAUCCUCAUGGCCGUGCGCAGGGACGCGGCGCCGGCGACGUGCGUGGGGAGAUGAUGCUAGGUGAGGUGAGAUGGGCAUGAGGUGCAAGAAGCACCCGCACCAGGCCGGCGGCGGCGUCUGCGCCACGUGCCUCCGCGACCGCCUGCUCGCGGUUGCCGCGGCCCGGAACGGCGCGUCCUCGCCCCCACCGCCGCAGGCCCCUCCGGUACCCGAGCCCGUGGCGUUCCCGAGGUCGGUGUCGCCGUACGUGUCCCGCAGGAAGUCGGACUCGUCAGGCGGGCGCGGCGCGCUCAGGCACCACCCGAGCCUGCUCUUCUUCCGCACGCCACAGGUGGGGCCCGCAUACGGCGGCGGCGGCGCGCUCGAGGAGGGCGACAUAGGCUACGAGUACGAGAAGCGGCGCGCCGGCAAGUUCUCGUUGCUCGCCACGCUCUUCGGCCACCACCACCACAGAUCGGAGGACAAGCAUCAGGGAGGCGCCAAGGAGCGCAAGAAGCACUCUUGGUUCGCCGGGAUCAUGCCGCGCCGCCGUAAGAAGCAGGCCCCGGCAGCCCCCGCCUCGCCGCCGUCCGCCCCGCCGAGGCGCUCGUGCCGCGUGGUCAGCAACCGGGGGCUCUCGCCGGAGAGGAACAGCCACGGCGGCAGCGGCGAGGAGAGCAGCUCGCCCGCGGAUCCCCCUUGGCGGCCAUCCCCUUCCCCGAUGCGGAGGACCCCGUGCCGGCGCCGCCAGACUAACAGCAUGUCGUCGGGCUUCGCCGUCUGCCUCAGCCCGCUCGUGCGGCCCAGCCCGGGGCGCCGCCACCGCGCCGUCCAACCGCCGGACCAGUGCACAUUCUCCUGCGAGCUCCGGCCAUCGCAGCUCCACAGCCUCUCCUCCGCCGCCUCCAUUACUCGCUGCCGGUCCAGGAAGCUCGCCGACGGCAGCCGCUUCCAGUGACCUUUUACUUUUCAUUUCCACCAUUUUGUUCUUUUCUUCCGAUGAUUAUCACCACCUAAACCUCGAUUACUACUUCAUUUUUUAGCUUUUCCCCCCCUUUUUGCAUUUCGUCCAUCUAUGAAGAAGAGUCUGUAAGAUUGGCAUACUCCAAACCACUCCGUUGACAUAUACUGCUUAGGUUGCUACUGCUUGUCAGCCCAACCAUUUUGUGGCAUUGUAACGAGCUGCUUGUAUCCUGUAUUAUCCAUGUUUGUACAGCUAGCUGUCUAAUCUUGAUUUGCAAAAC